UCUGCCCUGCACAACGUACACACACACAGAUACACAGGGAAAUGAUGGCGGUGGCUGGAAUAGGCGCAAGAUUGCUGGUUUUCGGCAUGGGCUUCCUGGUCUUCACCCAGCAAGUACAAUCUCAGGUAGUUCAAGCUGAGAAUGUGACAGUGAUGGAAGGCGAGACAGCAGAGAUCACAUGCAGGCUGCACAGCUACGACGGUUCAAUCGUGGUGAUCCAGAACCCCUACCGGCAAACCCUGUUCUUCAAUGGCACACGAGCUCUCAAGGACGAACGCUUCCAGCUCGUCUCGUUCACUCACAAGCAGCUACGCAUUGCCCUGUCGGAUAUCCGUGUGGAGGACGAAGGAGGCUAUUACUGUCAGCUGUACUCUGAGGACACCCAUCACCAGGUUGCCGUGGUGACAGUACUGGUGCUCCCGGAACCAAUUGUUGAAGUGAAGGGUGAAGAGCCAGUGGAGAAUGGGGAGGUGGAGUUAAUCUGUACAGUUCCUCGGAGUAAACCACCAGCCCGGAUACGAUGGUUCAGAGACAAGAAACUACUUCAGGGGAUGAGCAGCCAGCAACAGUCUGGGAAGACGUUCAAGAUUACCAGUGUGGUGACGUUUACUGUGGAGAAGAAGGAUAAUGGUGCCAUUGUCACCUGUGAAGCAGACCUACCCUCAGUCAAAGGCAAGAAGCAGCGAAUGGAGUUCCCUUUAAGUGUACGAUUUCCCCCAACAGUGAAGGUCCAGCCUCCAUCGGUCCUGUUGAGGGAAGGAGAUGACCUCACAUUAACCUGCUCGGUCACAGGAAAUCCACAACCUGCCGACGUCAUGUGGAGCCGGCUGAACGAUUCACUGCCGAGCCGGGCUAAGCUAAGUGGGAACCUGCUCACCAUCACCGCGCUGACCACGGUGGACAACGGCACGUACGUCUGCGAGGCUGAGAACGAGCUCGGGAGGACAGCCGAUGAGUACGUCCUUGUGGUGUACGAUCCUGGAGCAGUGGUAGAACCACAGACUUCAGUCAGUUACGCAGUAGUCGGAGGAGUUUUAGCUGUCUUUGUCUUUGCUAUAAUCUGUGUGCUUACUGUGACCGUGUGCUUCUCAAUGAGGCAGAAAGGGUCUUACCUGACGCACGAGGCCAGCGGACUGGAUGAACACGGGGAGGCACGCGAGGCUUUCAUCAAUGGCAACGAGAGUCAUGAGAGGAAGAAAGAAUAUUUCAUCUAGACUCCUGCAGGGGGAGCUGGUCACUCGAGCGCCAGCCUGAAAACACUCAAAUGACAUUGCAUUUUUUUACCAAUAGCCUUCUUGUCAACCAGAUACUUCACCUUACAGUACUGAACAAGUUAAUGCUGCAUCUCUGGAUUUGAUUAUAUAUACAAAUAUAUAUAUAUAUUUAAAAAUAUAUAUAUAUAUAUCCCUCUCUCUUACGAACGGAAAGAUUUCGUGGGUCUGAAAAAUUCCACAAAACCCUCGUUCCGUGAACAGUUGCGUCCCUCAAGGCUGUACAAGGAAGAUGGUCGAUGAUUAUGGAGAAAUGACCAUACAAUCCCGGUUGGCGAUGACUUCCUCCUCCUCCCCCCACCACUCCCCGAGACAUACUUCACACCGGCGCAGGAUUCCCGCAGAGAAGUCUCGGGACUGGAGGCGGAGUCAAUGGCUCGAACCACAAUCUGCUUUUUGGUGAAUGGGAGUGUGUCAGAUACUGAGAUUAUCCGCCAUCUUCUGCUGGGAGAGCUAUUCCUCUCAGUGCAACCCAGACUUUCCUUUGCUAUUUAAUUACGAAGGCUUAUUCUCCGCGAUGUACUUCUCCUAUUUAAUCGUUUCCCCUGUUUAUUAUUUUUAAUGGCCCCCCCCCGUUCCACCCGGCACUUUUUAAUGUCUCUUUGCAGCUGAGGAUUGUGAGUACAUGGCCUCACUUAGCACUGAUGCUUCCUAUAUGUAACCUGACGAGCCCCCGCAAACCUUCCCCACCCACCACAAUCAUAGAAUGACAGAGCACUGACGGAGGCCAUUUGGCCCAUUGUGCCUGUACUGUCUCUUUGGGAUCCAAUGCCAUGGGGUUGGCUCACCAUCAGCCCGUGUUGAUGCUGCUUACCCACAGUUCACUGCAGCCCUGAGUGCUCCUGGGAAAGACGUUACAGCAAGGGAGAGAGCAAGGCUUGAAACAUAUCCCAUUUCUAAUCAGUACUGAAGCCAUUUAUUUUUUAAAGGAAACAGAAGUAAAUGUAUUUUCAAUCAGUUAAAAGCAAUUUGAGAUGAAGAUUUCAGCUCCCCCCAGAUAAGACAGUGAUUCAGCUCUAGGGUUCAAUGCAAUUCAGUCAAUAUUUCUGAAUACCUGUCGACAGGCUAAUGUCCCAUUUUAUUGCCCAAUGGACUCUGGGAAUAAUAUCAUGACUUCUUGUUGAAAAAGGGAGACAUUUGGCUGAAACUUUUCGUCCCCGUGCUCUUCAGGACAAAUGCAAGAAAACCAAAUUUCAAACAUCCACAACAGCAGCAGAAAAGGGUGCUGAUUGGUUGGCAGGUUGAAUCUGAUUGGCCAAGGCCUUGCCAUGGAGAAAGCAACGGGGAGCUGUCAGUUCCCCAAGUGAUUCAAAAAGCCAUGAGGCUUAAACGUACUCCCCCUGUUUGCAGAGAACGGGUCCCUGCAUGUGAACGUAGGUCACUUCGAGCACUCCAUGUCACGAGCUCGACUUGAUCACCUUAAAUUGGUUGUUGAUGUCGCUGUUAGCGCACUCAGGAUUGUUUGGCGGGUGCUGUCCACUCACGGAAUGGCAUCGCGCGGCAGGCGUUUUGUUUGGGGUUUUGCGAGCGCGGGCUGGCUAUUUGAUCCGAUCAUCUAAUCGCUGGGAUGUACGGCCCAUGUACCCAACACUGCACUGGCACUGAAAUUCACACCACGGCGUUGCUCAGUUGGGUGCCGGCAGAACGUCUUUUUGGACUGACGGCGGCACCUUGUUGCUGGAAAAUACCACUCAGCGUUCGGGGAGCCUAUAGCCCCUGACCCCCACCCCCAAUUGCUUCCUCGGCAACCCCUCGGCCAAUCAGAGUUGACCUGCCAACCAACCUUUUCCCUCCGUGUAGUAUAAAUGGUUGUGAUCGUCUGGAACUCGGCAUUCAUCUCUUUUCCCCUUUAUUCGUUGCUGGGGCAACGAGCGUCAUUGGCCAGGCCGGCAUUUGUUGCCCGUCCCUAACUGCCCUCGAACCGAGUGGCUUCCUGCACUGGGGUAGGGACGGUGGGACCUCCCUCCCCGAGGAGGCGUCAGUGAACCAGAUGGGUCUUCCCGACAAUCGGCAAUGGCUUCCUGGGCACCAUCGCUUUUCAAUUCCAGAUUAUUGCUUCAACUCAAAUUCCACAGGCCGCCGCGGUGGGAUUUGAACCCUCGCCCUCAGAGACCGUUGGCCUCUGGAUUACUAGUCCAGCCACAUCACGCAAUUCCGUGAGUGGACAGCACCCGCCGAGCAAUCCCGAGUGCGCUUCCCCCUGAGCUCGUCCUGAUGAGUGCAGAAUCGAAAGCUUUGGCGACACACCCACCCCCCUCAGCGAUGUUUAAAUUCGUUCAGCGCUGCCGAGCGACUGUUAAUAUCGCGAUUGAGUCUUUUAACAGUUCCUUCAGCCUGUGGUUGUCAUUUAAAUUGAAGCACCCCUCAGUCUAAUUAAGCCCUUUUUUGUUAAUUUAUUAUCACCGAAGGCCUCCUCCAGGUGGCACUGAGGUAGCGGCCUCCGUCGGUUCAAUUAACAAAAGCUAAUUUUCUACACUGGCAUUUUUUUUUGGUGAGUUUUGUUGACUAGGUCUAAAUUUCCCAGAAUUCAGGAGAAUGAGAGGAGAUCUCAUUGAAGUGCAUAAAAUUCUGCUCAUGCUUCUCAGGGGUGAUGCUGAGAGGCUGUUUCCACACCUAACCCCCCCCCUCACACCCUUCCUCACUCUUCCCCCCCCCACCGCACCUCCACCACCGGCUGCGGAGUUUAGAACUUGGUGGGGGGAGGGGGGUGGUGCUCAGGAGGUCACAGUCUCAGGAUGAAGGUUCGGCCAUUUUGGACGGGUGAGGGGGUGGUCAUUUUGGAUGGAUGAGCGGGUGGCCAUUUGGGACUGAGAUGAGGGGAAAUUUCUUCACUCGGAAGGUUGUGAAUCUUUGGAAUUCUCUCCCCCUCAGAGAGUGGCUGAUGCUCCGCCAUUGAGCCUAUUCAAGGCUGAGAUCGAUAGAUCUUUGGGUGCUAAGGGAUAGGGCAGGAAGGUGGAGCUGAGGAAGAAAAUCAGCCACGAUCUUAUUGAAUGGGAUAGCAGGCUCAAGGGGCCAAAUGGCCUCCAUCUGCUCCUAUUUAUUGUGCUCAGACGUGUUAAGAAUUUAUUUCUUGAAUCAAUUAAUUCUGACCUUUUCACUGUCUUGUAUAUUGUCUCUGAAGAGGGAAAUCGGUUUUGCAACCAAACAGGUGAAGCCGAGUCCCUCCUGCUCACUACAGCCCUCCCCAUCCCUGUGAUAUUUCGGGAGAGUUUUGGGAUCUUACUAUGCAUCCUCUCUCUUUCCCUCCCUCUCUGUGAGUCACUGGAAUAAUGAGAUCAAUGGCUACCCUGU
Molecule: messenger RNA, 4562 nt
Organism: Carcharodon carcharias (great white shark)
Lineage: Eukaryota; Metazoa; Chordata; Chondrichthyes; Lamniformes; Lamnidae
Gene: cadm4
Product: cell adhesion molecule 4
Exons: 9
Coding region: 42-1214 (390 amino acids)
Biological process (GO): regulation of Rac protein signal transduction; regulation of wound healing; negative regulation of peptidyl-tyrosine phosphorylation
Cellular component (GO): cell-cell contact zone
Molecular function (GO): vascular endothelial growth factor receptor 2 binding
Source: RefSeq, a predicted model, not a curated record